UGCACAUGACAGUGACAUGGCCGGAUGGAAAGUACGCCCUUCCAGAGGCGGUGACACUAGCAGGGGAUACGUGCCCCAAAACAGCAUUUACGUGGGACUUCGGCAUGCUAUACCAGUUCACAGACAAACCCGCGGCCAAUACAUGCUCCAAGGGGAAUCAUUUGACCAACUAUUGUGGCAAUGAGUCCGUGAGGAGCUACUACUGCGUCAAGUCCACACCAAAAGCUUCAUCAAGCUCGUGGUCUUGGAUGCCUGGUGUGUACUGCAUCUACAAAGUUGGCACAACCUGUCCAGACGGGUUCACGGGUGGUAACAUCAGAUGGAACGAUGUAAGUAGAGGGGUUGACCCGGACUAUAACACGAUGCCCGCGGGGACCUAUACCGGUGGACCAACAGAGAUCGAGUACUGUUGCCGUGAAGACGGCAGUGCCGCCAACCCAAUCAUCCUACCAGCGGAAAGCAGCUUUUACCUCAUGAAAUUCCAUGGGGCAUGUCAGACGGUACUUGGCAUGACUGUAACGGAGGAAUCUCUCGAGUGGGCUACCAAGGAAGCCAAUCCCAUCACGUGGCAGGAUGGCGCACAUCCUAAACCCGGCAAUACGGGCCAUAAUGUCAAGAUCUACUACUGCUUCUACCAGCCAGAAACGGCUGCGAAGAGAGACCUUGGUCCCCUGGCGAAGGAUGCAGGUAAAGUGAAGAAAGAACUGGAAGAAGUCAGAGAGCUCGUCAACUUGCUAGAAAAUCAGCUCGAUCAUGGUAAGAGAGUUGCACUUGAGAACAAGGAGACCGAGGCGGAGGAUAGGAGUGUUGAGUCUGAGGAGGAGGAGUUAAGGGAAGACGACAAGGAGACCGAGGACGAGGAUAGGGGUGUUGAGUUUGAGGAGGAGGAGUUAAGGGAAGACGACAUGGCGGGUGAAGACGAAGACAAGAAGUUCGAGGAAAUGGUUCGGGCUAUGGAUCUUGUGCUGCUCCUGCGUGAAAUGCGUAAAGUAUAGAGGAGGGAAAAGGAAGAGGAUACUAGGGGUAAAGACAAAGACAAGAAGUUCAAGGAAAUAGUUCGGGCUAUGGAUCUUGAGCUGAUCCUGCGUGAAAUAGAGAAGGACUUACUUAAGUUAGGGUAAUAAAGUCCAAAGCUCUUUGGAAGCGCAUAGAGAUGUUAUUUCAUAACGUAUUAUGCGCUAUACA
Molecule: messenger RNA, 1185 nt
Organism: Strongylocentrotus purpuratus (purple sea urchin)
Lineage: Eukaryota; Metazoa; Echinodermata; Echinoidea; Camarodonta; Strongylocentrotidae
Exons: 3
Coding region: 6-995 (329 amino acids)
Cellular component (GO): membrane
Molecular function (GO): wide pore channel activity
Source: RefSeq, a predicted model, not a curated record